UCUCAUGAAAAGUAUUUUGUUUUUUUUACCACUAGUAACAUUUUUUGUGGUCUUCGAUUGUGUUGUUGCAUCAUCGAUUUUAGGCACAAUGUCUGACAAGCUGAUCCCUGUUGUCAAGGCCGAGGAGGCUGAAGAAGAGAUGGUGGACCCUCAGACUCAACUGAGGGAAGAAUGUUCGCAAAAGGCAGAUGCUCAAAACAUGUGGGGCAAAUAUCAGGAAUGCAAUGACCGUGUAAACUCUCGGUCCAAGACCACCGAGACUUGUGAAGAGGAACUCAUUGACUACCUCCAUGUCCUCGACAAAUGUGUUACCAAAGACCUCUUCAACAGGCUAAAGUAAACUAAUAAAACUACAAUAGUUGUAUUCUACCCAUGGUUGAAAGAGAGCGGAGGCUAAUGAUCAGAAUUGCAUCUGUAUGGAUUAGUUUAUAUGUUGGGUGGAAUCUUAGUGCUUUUAGUAAAUUAUUUACCCACUCUUUGUGUGAGAAACGGCCGGUGUUAAUGUUAUUGUUUAUUUGUAAAUAAAUAUCUACAGUUCA
Molecule: messenger RNA, 539 nt
Organism: Ostrinia nubilalis (European corn borer)
Lineage: Eukaryota; Metazoa; Arthropoda; Insecta; Lepidoptera; Crambidae
Product: cytochrome b-c1 complex subunit 6, mitochondrial-like
Exons: 3
Coding region: 5-340 (111 amino acids)
Biological process (GO): mitochondrial electron transport, ubiquinol to cytochrome c
Source: RefSeq, a predicted model, not a curated record